This is a messenger RNA of Gadus morhua (Atlantic cod), 2751 nucleotides long. RefSeq names its product MFS-type transporter SLC18B1. NCBI's taxonomy places the organism in Eukaryota, Metazoa, Chordata, Actinopteri, Gadiformes, Gadidae. Gene Ontology annotation, molecular function: transmembrane transporter activity. The coding region runs from base 216 to 1559 and encodes 447 amino acids. The record is from RefSeq and is a predicted model, not a curated record. Gene Ontology annotation, biological process: transmembrane transport. The transcript is spliced from 16 exons.
UUAAGGUCAACAAUCGGGACCGGGCAUACCGAAAGUCGACUACAGAUUAGAACGAGAAGGUGCGUGUUGGCAGUACAAAUAAAUUCUCCUUUGAAUAGUGAUUGUGAAGUUACCACAAAGGAGUUAAUGGACGACGCGGAGGCCGCGGUUUUCCUCCACGAAGUCCAGAUCUGGGUACAAAUUGGAGAGAAGGAAUCCAAAAUCCAACGUUGGACAUGGAACCCACAGAAAAUACUGCACUCAAAGAACAUGAUGGUCCAAAAAGUUCUUCGCCGGGGAGGAUGUCGCGGACACAGUUAUUUACAUUAAUAUCCAUUGGUUCUGUAAACUUUGGCUCAAUGAUUUGCUAUUCAAUACUUGGCCCAUUCUUUCCCAACCUGGCGUUACAGAAGGGAGCCAGCCAGACAGUCAUUGGUCUAAUAUUUGGCUGCUAUGCGCUAUGCAACUUUGUUGGUUCACUGCUAAUGGGAAAAUAUAUUGUCCAGAUUGGUGCAAAGUUCAUGCUGGUGUCAGGCCUGUUUGUGUCAGGUGGAUGCACUAUCAUAUUUGGAUUCCUUGACAGAGCUCCCUCGGGGACGGUGUUCAUCGCUCUCUGCUUCAUUGUGCGGAGCAUCGACGCCAUUGGCUUCGCUGCUGCCGCAACCUCUUCUGUCGCAUUGGCAUCUAAAGUCUUUCCAAACAAUGUAGCGACUGUCUUGGGUAGUUUGGAGAUGUUCACCGGACUGGGUCUCAUUCUGGGGCCUCCUUUAGGAGGCUGGCUGUACCAGGCUUACGGAUAUGAGCUUCCCUUCCUUGUUCUGGGCUGUAUCCUACUGCUGAUGGUUCCAUUCAACAUCAUCGUCUUGCCCAGCUGCACUGCGGAGCCCUCUGAGAAUUCCUUUUUGCAAUUGCUGAAAGUCCCCAAAGUAUUGCUCAUCUGCUUCUUCAUGUUCAGCUUAAGCUCAGGCCUGGGCUUCCUGGACACUACCUUGUCCCUGUUUGCGAUUGAGAAGUUCGGUCUUACCCCGGGCUAUGUGGGCCUCCUCUUCCUGGGGUUCUCCUUACCUUACGCUUUAAUAGCGCCUGCCCUCGGUUUCUUUGCUGAUAAAUAUCCUGCAACAAGAAGUUGGUUCAUGAUUCUCGGUGGCCUUCUCACUGGGCUCGGCUUCUGUUUUCUUGGUCCAGCACCGUUUCUCCACAUUACCAGCCAGCUGUGGUUGUUGAUCUUCAUGCUGUGUGUGAUUGGCUUUGGUUUGGGCGCAGGUUUCAUGCCCUGCUUACCAGAGAUCAUUUCAGCAGCCUAUGAACAGGGCUUUGAAGAUGGACUUAGCACUCUGGGAAUGGUGUCUGGACUCUUUGGGGCCUGUUGGUCCAUUGGGAUAUUCUAUGGACCCAUGAUGGGUGGCUUCCUCACCCAGCAGCUAACCUUUGUGUGGGCGGCAACCAUCCAAGGAGGGCUUUCAGGUUUGGCUACCACGCUACUUGGGAUUUUUUAUCUCUAUGCAAGUUUCAAGAAGCACAGUGUUGCACAGGUAUCUGUAAACGAUAGUCCAGGAGACAGAGACAGGCUUCUGGCCUAACCAACAGCUGAAGAAGACUUUGAUGGGGUGUUAGAAGCCUGACUGGAUAGGCCAGACCUUUUGGUUCCAACCUGCGGUGACCUCCACGACCUACCGGUCCAACAACACCCACUGCCGUCUAAGCUUCAGAUAGUAGUCGUGGUUUCGUAUCGGACCCUCGGAUAGCAAUACUAAAUAAUUUUUUACUAAUUGUAUUAUUAUUAAAUAAUUAGGACAAUGGAAAAGGGAGAUUUGAUCUGGUAUGUAAAAAAGUCCCAAAAUUUAGUAAGAAAUCAUAAUUAUUGGAAGAACAAUUAUAGAGUGUUUCACCCAAGAUCUACUUUUCAAGUAGCCAACCUCCCGAGAUCUACCGGCCUAGUGUCAAUAUUGCAAACCUACCUUCAAGCGGGGGGGGGGGGGAGGUUGUAUCGUGAACCUACGGACUUCAGUUGACGGCUUUCAACUGCUGUUGACAGCGCAUGCGCUACCGCGCGUAUAUGUCCCGCGCAAAUUUUAUUUUAUUUAAAAAAUAAUAAUAAUAAUCUUUUUUUUUCUUCUUCACCCCUCGCGGUCGACUUGGGAUCUGUCGGCGGUCUACUGGUAGACCGCGAUCGACUGGUUGGGCACCCCUGGCUGGUCUUUAUUUUGUAUACAUUGAAUUAAUAUUUACAUGUAACAAUCAAGACUUGUUCAUUGUGGCUUUAGACCAGCUGCUGAUAUUUAUCCGGCCUGUGUGAGCAGUCACAUACCAGAUUAGAACUAAGAUGUCUUACAAAGUUCGCCAAAAAUUUGUUUUUGUUUUGAACCCCAUGAUUUUGAUUGCCUGUCUGAAUGGUACAAUGACUUGCGGAAGGGAUGGUAUGGUGAAUGGCUUACACUGAUUAUUUCAUACAUAGUGUGUGUAUAAUGGCCUGCGCUAAUGAAACCACCUGACCCCACCCUGACACUAGUCUGGCAGAGCCCGCCUGGUGACGUGGUGCUACACUCCUUACCCAACCCUGACGCUCAAACAGACCUCAUCAUGGGAACAUGCCAGGCUACCAUGGACCAUGCUGUGAUGUAGUUAAAGAUUUAGCAAUCAGCUUUUUCACAUGUUUCCAACACUUUAAUAACUACUGUACCUGAAUAAGGUGAAAUGAAUGUAAUCUGAAGUAGCAGUGACCUUAACAAAUAAACGACUGGAGUCACGUGUGCUCUUAAAUGACAGAAAGAA